GCACAUCCUUUGAUUCUUCUUCUUACCUUCUUUCUUUUCUUGUUUUUUUGCCUCUUUUUUUUUUUUUUUUUUAACUUUAUUCCAACAAUUUUUGAAGGGAGAUUCUCUCGGCGGAUUCCCCAACGAAUAGAUUCCAUUAAUUUGCCUCUUCUUCAAUUAUAUAUCUUUUCCCUCAAUUUUGUGUCGGAAAUAUUCUAUCCUUUUAUCAAAGAUAAGCUUCGAAACUAAUCAAUUUUUACAGUCAAAGUCAUUAUUCAAGGGGAGAGUGACACUCAGAAGCUGUGCAUUGUUAAUCCAAGAGAUUGAGUCAUAGCUCUUGAUUCUAUCAGCAAUUCAGCCUCUUGCAUCUCAUUUCAGCAUGAACAACAACCAGUAUGGGCAAGUUCAUGAUGAAGUGACUGUCAUGGGCUUUGAAGUUCCAAGAUCACCCGAUUCAAGUUACAACAAUGUCUACCCUGGGAGUGAAGAUGAGGCACGUGACCCACCAGUUGCCCCUCCACACCUGCAAAAUACCUUGCUUAGCCAUCCAGCAAGCAGGGAAAAUUCUGGAAGUCUUCCAUUGCCGCAGAAUGUGAUUCUAAAUCAUUUAUGUAUUGAAAACCGAGAGGCACCAAGAUCUGUAGUGGCACUUGGGUUCACUCACCGCUUUCAUUCCAAAUAUGUUACUGUUGUGCUAUACAAGCCAGUUCCUAGAAGAGGGAGUUAAUGUGAAUAGAGUAAAGACCAUUUGAUUACUAGGACCAGAUGUGAUACUUUUGUGAUGGAAUUAGAUGUGGUAAGUCCCAAAUACGAAAUUAGCAGAUGGAAUAUUUAUUGUUAGACAGCCAAGGAUGACCUUCCCAAUAAUAUAGUCGUAUAAGAUUUUUCCAAAGUAUCAAGUUUGCAUGGCCUAUUCCAACUUCAGUAGAACUUGAGCCUGGAACUUCCCAGUAAUUCAUAGCACGCAAUUUAGAUUCUUAUGGGGGUUUUAAUUUUUUUUUUUGGUAAAUUUAAGAUUAGCAUUUGUUCUAUCUGUAUCGACAAUGAUCUUAUUUUAG
Molecule: messenger RNA, 1037 nt
Organism: Rubroshorea leprosula
Lineage: Eukaryota; Viridiplantae; Streptophyta; Magnoliopsida; Malvales; Dipterocarpaceae
Source: the annotation of a GenBank genome assembly